AUGGCAGAAUUGGUAGGAAUUGGUAUUGGAAUUGGUAGGAAUUGGUUGAAAUUAGAAUUUGGAAUUGUAGGAAUUGGUAUUGUAGGAAUUGGAAUUGGUUAGAAUUGAGUCAAGUCACCUAAAAAUCUUAUGGAACCCCAGAAAUUGGUAUGGAAUUGGUCUCAAACUGGCUAGACUUGACUUAAGCUGACUAUAAUUGUUAUGGAGUCCUAAGAAUUGUUAUGUAAUUGGCCUGAAAUUGGCUCGUAUUGGACCGUAUUGCCCACAAUUCGUAUGGAACCCUAGGAAUUGAUCUUAAACUGGCUCGAUUUCGGCCGAAUUGUCUAGAAUUCCUAGGAUUCCAUAAGAAUUUUAGCCAGUUUAAGCCAAUCCGGGCCAGUUUCAGACCAAUUCCAUACCAGUUCCUAGGAUUCCAUGCAAAUUGUAAGCUAUACGGUCCAAUUCAAGCCAAUUUCAGGCCAAUUACAUAACAAUUCUUAGGACUCCAUAACAAUUAUAGUCAGCACAAGCUAAGUCUAGCCAGUUUCAGACCAAUUCCUGGGGUUCCAUAAGAUUUUUAGGGAACUUGACCGAAUUCGAAUCAAUUCCAAUUCCUACAAUUCCAAAUCCAAUUCCGACCAAUUCCAACUCCAAUUCCAACCAAUUCCAACCAAUUCUAAGAAUUGGAAUUGGAAUUGGUGCAUCCCUAUGUGGAUGGGUGUGGAUGGGUAUGGGUGGGUGUGGGUGUAAGUGUGGGUGUGGGUGUAGGAGGUGUGGGUGUGGGUGUAAGUGUGGGUGUGGGUGUAGGAGGUGUGGGUGUGGGUGUGGGUGUAUGAUAUAAUACACUCACACCAACGGGGUUCCGGAAUUUCGCCAAUACGACUUUCGCCAAUAGGACUUUCGCCAAUACACCCCGUGGAUUUUCGCCAAUUGGCGUAAGUUCACGGCACUUUCGCCAAUACGUUCGGUGGAGUUUCACCAAUUGGAGAAAGUACAGUGAGCUUUUAGCAAUUUCAUUGUAAAUUAGACGUACACGAAAAAAAGUUUUUUCACCUACAUCGAUGAGUGUAAACUAUGAUAUAUGGGGUUGGCCAGUCGGGCCGGAUGUCUCAAUCCCGGUUUUAAUCAAUCCAUCUCUAUAAUAUGUCAGAAAUAUCUGAUUUUUUUGCUAGUUAUAGUACUCAUAUAAUGCUGAUGAUCCGCCAAAGAGAAAGAAUUUAUCUCUUGUUUGAAACGAAAUCGAUAAAGCAUCUUUCAAAGCCUUUUGAUAUUUACCAACAGAUAAUUCUAAAGACACUUAAUGAUUGUUAUUUGAACCAAGAUAUAAACUUCCCAGCCUUGGCAGAUCAUUAGCUGUAUACAAGUACUAUUACUAUUAUAAAAAUCAGAUUUUUCUGAUAUAUUAUAGAAACUGGAUGACGGAAAAAGCCAUAGGGACAUCCGGCCAGACUGGCCAACCCAUAUAUAUUCUAAUAACAUUAACUGCAGCGCUGACAUAUAUCCUUUAUUAAUAUUGUUCUGUGACCACUGGGAUAGUCCACCUCACUUUCCCCAAUUGGCGAAAGUCCACUGUACUUUCGCCAACAUGGUCUCUGGAACUUCGCCAAUUGGCGAGAGUCUACUGUACUUUCGCCAAUAUAUCCUCAGGACUUUCGCCAUUGGCGAAAGUCUUAUUGGCGAACAUCCCGCCACCCACACCCACAUCCACACACACACUCACACCCACACUCACAUCCACACCCACACCCCACACCCUUAUCUGAAUUCAUCAGUCCUUUUUGAAAGUUACGAAAAUAUCAUACUGAUAUGGUAAUCAUUUGUAUGCGCCAUCUUGCGGAGUCUACAUGCCUUUCAUGGAAUAUGAAACUUAAUGUUGCUGCUCGUCGUCAAAGUAAGCGUCAUUAUGCUUACAAAAGCUUACAUUUUUAUAAGUUGUUCUUUUCUCCUUUCUUUUUCUUUUCUUUCGUUCCUUCUUUCUCAAGUUAGUAAUAGGUUGGAUUUUUCCAACUAUGAAUCAAGCAGCAGACUGUUUUGAUAACAAACAUUUUAAAAUAAUUAAAGCUGGAAAAAAUUUAAACGUCAUCCCAGAAUUUCUAUUAAUUGUCGACGAAGAGAAAAAAAGACUUUAUAGGUGUGGAUUCAGAUCAAAGGAAGAUCCACACCCACACUCACACCAACACUCACGCUCACACCCACACCCACACCCACACCCACACCCACACCCACACCCACACCCACACCCACACCCACACCCACACCCACACCCC
This is a messenger RNA of Rotaria sp. Silwood1, 2246 nucleotides long. NCBI's taxonomy places the organism in Eukaryota, Metazoa, Rotifera, Eurotatoria, Philodinida, Philodinidae. The record is from the annotation of a GenBank genome assembly.